This is a messenger RNA of Pyricularia pennisetigena, 1338 nucleotides long. RefSeq lists its product as uncharacterized. The record is from RefSeq and is a predicted model, not a curated record. Lineage: Eukaryota; Fungi; Ascomycota; Sordariomycetes; Magnaporthales; Pyriculariaceae. The transcript is spliced from 4 exons. Bases 1 to 1338 code for a protein of 445 amino acids.
AUGCCGUGGCUUGAGCUCACACCACCGCUGCCACUGCCCGCGCCCCCUCGCGUCAAAAAACUAAAGACGCUACCGACUGAGAUUUACACCACGACGCUCAACUACCUCCUUUCCAACGACUUGAUACUGCGCCAGACUUUACCCUACCUACCGCCGUCCUCCGUUCUUAAGCUCGCCGCAACUUCGCGCGGCUUCCGGGACUUGAUUUACCACACGCCCGGUGCGCUUCGCCACCUCGACCUGACUGAUGUCAAGGCCGCACAUCUCGGCAGCGAUGCACUAGAUGGAUUCCCCAGCGCAGGCCAGCCUGACAGGCUGCUCACCGAAGACGAAUACUACUCCGCUCCCCUGCGCAACAUCUUCUCCAAGCUCGGCCGCGCCAGUCUUCUACCCUCUGUGCAGACUCUCAUACUGGACGGCCUCUCUGUGACUGCGGAGCUGGUUCAUGACCUUAUCACGGACCCAUCUCUCAAUAUUCGCAUACUGUCUCUCCGGGGAGUCAAAAACCUCAACGAGGGAAAGCUACAACAGAGCCUACAAACCAUCUGCAGACCUGGUAGGCCCAUAGGAACGCCCCGAAUCCAGGGUAUAUAUCUGUUCACGACGCCGUCCACUCAGACCCAGAGCUCCACGCCGGGCUCCUCCCGUGCGUCGUCUCCAGGCUCUGAAUGGGAAGUCCAACCCACAUGGCCCGACGGCCAGGACAGCUGGUACCAGAGCCGCGGGCGGGCGCUUGCUCGGUCUGUAUCCCCCGAGUGGGCCCGUACGAUCCAGGCCUGCCGCGGCAUCAUAUCAUUCGACGCCAUCUUGUGCGCCGGUCCGCGCCACCUCAACUCCCCAGCGCUCGGGCUGGUAGACGUAUCGCAUGCCAACGGCCGCGAGGUUCCGCAGUGGGCGGUUGCGACGCACGCGCUCGAUGGCUGCUCAGGCUGUGGCGCUGCGCCCGAGGGGAUCACGGAGUGGGGGAGGUCGGAGAGGGGUGACUGCCCGCUUUUGGAACCCAUGCCGCUGCAUUCGAGCACUGUCAAGGCCGCAGGUCGGCCGUCGCAGGCGGAGGGUGCAAGGUUUGUCGCUCGGUGCGCAGACUGUCUAUGGAACAGGCAUUGCAACAGCUGCCUCAAGUGGUGGUGCGAAGCAUGCUAUUCCAGUAUUGGAGGAGCCAACUCGAAGGCUGGCGUUGCCAAGGAUUGCUGGGAAUGUGGCCCCAACUGCUUUGAAUGUAUCUCUGCAACUCAGAGGACCUGCAAGAGCUGCUGUGGCGGCUACUGUAUCAUCCAUAACGAGGGUUCGACUUCGACUCACGUGAGUAAAUACGCCCAACACACCGACGAUUUUUGA